Messenger RNA from Rhodotorula toruloides NP11, 1098 nucleotides. RefSeq names its product serine/threonine kinase receptor associated protein. Gene Ontology annotation, biological process: spliceosomal snRNP assembly. The transcript is spliced from 8 exons. Lineage: Eukaryota; Fungi; Basidiomycota; Microbotryomycetes; Sporidiobolales; Sporidiobolaceae. Gene Ontology annotation, molecular function: RNA binding; protein binding. Gene Ontology annotation, cellular component: SMN complex. The record is from RefSeq and is a predicted model, not a curated record. Bases 1 to 1098 code for a protein of 365 amino acids.
AUGGCAGAGGAUCAGGCGAGUACCGCUGUCAAGAGCACGCCGCUGGUCUGUGCUGGCCACACCCGCCCCAUCCCCUCGAUCCACUUCUCUCCGCUCCUCCCGUCCACAUCGAGGGACCCGAAUUACCUGCUAAUCUCGGCGUGCAAGGACGGCAAGCCUCAGCUGCGAGACUGGGUGGGAGACUGGCAGGGGACGUUCACAGGCGACAAGGGACACAAGGGAGCGGUGUGGAGUGCGCGGCUGAGUAGGGAUGGAGCUCUGGCUGCGACUGCGAGCGCAGACUUCACGGCGAAGGUCUGGGAUACGCACACAGGAGCCUGCCUCGUCACCCUCCCUCACUCGCACAUCGUCCGCACCGCCGACCUCUCCAGCGACUCGCUCUCGCUCGCUUCUCCUCCCUCACCCAAUCCCGAUGCACCCUCUCCCCUGCCCUCUACACUGCGCGUCCUGACAGGCGGCCAUGAGAAGCGGUUACGGCUGUGGGACCUGUCACGAGCGCCACGCGACGGCAGCGAAGUCAGCGCGACCGACGGUGUGGACGAGUUCAAGCGGGAUGGUGGAGCAACUGCGCAUGAUGGGACGAUCAAGAAGACGUUGUGGGAUGAGGAGCGGCAAGGGUGCAUCAGUAUGGGCGAGGACAGGGUCAUUCGAUGGUGGGACUUGCGAACACUGCAGCAGACGCACGAAGUGUCGUUCCAGAACCAGCCCAUCACGAGCAUGGAGAAGUCGCAAGACGGCGAGCUCCUCUCCAUCACGACCGGCAAAGACGUCGUUUUCCUCUCGCUCGACUCCCGCCUCCCGUACCUCUCGCACACCCUACCCUACGCCCCCUCCUCCGCCUCUCUGCAUCCCAUCACCCGCUCAACCUUCGUCACCGGCUCAACCGCCGACGAGUGGGUUCGCGUACACGACGCCGAGUCGGGUCGCGAGCUCGAAGUUGGGAAGGGACACCAUGGACCCGUGCAUUGUGUGGCAUACUCGCCGGACGGCGAAUUGUAUGCGAGUGGCAGCGAAGAUGGCACCAUUCGCUUGUGGCAGACCUCGCCGAAGACGUACGGCUUGUGGCAGUACAACGAGGAGCCUGGCGUCGCCGCAUGA